Grammomys surdaster is the source of this 2556-nucleotide messenger RNA. Its product is annotated as vomeronasal type-2 receptor 116-like. The transcript is spliced from 6 exons. Gene Ontology annotation, molecular function: G protein-coupled receptor activity. Gene Ontology annotation, cellular component: membrane. The record is from RefSeq and is a predicted model, not a curated record. Lineage: Eukaryota; Metazoa; Chordata; Mammalia; Rodentia; Muridae. Gene Ontology annotation, biological process: G protein-coupled receptor signaling pathway. Bases 1 to 2556 code for a protein of 851 amino acids.
AUGAAGAAGCUGUGUGUUUUCACUAUUUCCUUCUCGCUCCUGAAGUUUUCUCUCAUCUUGUGCAGUUUGACUGAACCCAGUUGCUUUUGGAGGAUAAAGAAUAAUGUAGAUAAUGAUGGAGAUUUGAGAAGUGACUGCGGUUUUGUUCUUUUAACAAUGGACUGGCCUAUAGAAGAAGAUUUUUAUAAUCAUGUUAUCAAUUUUAGAAUACCAGCAAGAAGAUAUGAGGGUUUAUUAGUGAUGUUUUUUGCUACUGAUGAGAUCAACAAGAAUCUUUAUCUUUUACCCAACAUGUCUUUGAUAUUCUCCCGCAUUGUUGGCCUGUGUGAAGACACUUUUGGACUUCUGGAUGAAAGAUAUUCACCACAAAGCAAUGAUUUUAAUUUUAUUAAUUAUAACUGUGGAAUACGGACAAAUUGUGAUAUAGAACUUACAGGACCGUCAUGGAUGACAUCCUUAAAACUGGCAAUUAAUUCUAGGAGACCAAAGGUCUUCUUUGGACCAUUUAAUCCUAACCUGAGUGACCAUGACCAAUUUCCCUAUGUCUAUCAGAUAGCAAUCAAGGACACGUGUUUGUCACAUGGCAUGGUAUCCUUGAUGCUUCAUUUUAGAUGGACUUGGAUUGGACUGGCCAUCUCAAAUGAUGACCAUGGUAUUCAGUUUCUCUCAGACUUGAGAGAAGAAAUGCAAAGGCAUGGGAUCUGUCUAGCAUUUGUGAAUAUGAUCCCAGAAAACAUGCAGAUAUACAUGACAAAGGCUAAGAUAUAUGAUAAACAAAUUAUGGCAUCAUCAGCCAAGGUUGUUAUCAUUUAUGGUGAAAUGAACUCUACAGUAGAAGUUAGCGUUAGAAGAUGGGUAUAUUUAGGUGCUCAGAGAAUCUGGAUCACAACCUCACAAUGGGAUGUCAUCAUAAAUAAAAGAGAUUUCAGCCUUGAUUUCUUUCAUGGGACUGUCACUUUUGAACACCACCACAGUGAGAUUGCUAAAUUAAGGAAUUUUAUUCAAACAAUGAACACUUCCAUGUAUCCAGUAGACAUUUCUCAGACUAUGCUACUGUGGAAUUAUUUUAAUUGUUCAAUGUCUAAGAACAGCAAUAGCAAAAUGGAUCAUUUUAUACUCAACAACACAGAGGAAUGGACAGUACAGCACAAAUUUGACAUGGCCCUGAGUGAAGAAGGUUACAAUUUGUAUAAUGCUGUGUAUGCUGUGGCCCACACCUACCAUGAACUCAUUCUUCAAAAAGUAGAAUCUCAGCAAAUGGCAGGACCCAAAGGAGUGUUCACUGACUGUCAGCAGGUGUCUUCCUUGCUGAAAACCAGGGUAUUUACUAACCCUGUUGGAGAGCUGGUGAACAUGAAUCACAGGGAAAAUCAGUGUGCAGAGUAUGACAUUUUCAACAUUUGGAAUUUUCCACAAGGCCUUGGAUUAAAAGUCAAAAUAGGAAGCUAUUUUCCUUGUUUCCCACAGAGCCAACAACUUCAUAUAUCUGAAGACUUGGAGUGGGCCACAGGAGGAACAUCACCUCAGGUUCCCACCUCCAUGUGUAGUGUGACAUGCACUGCUGGAUUCAGGAAAAUUCAUCAGGAACAAACAGCAGACUGCUGCUUUGAUUGUGCCCAGUGCCCAGAAAAUGAGGUUUCCAAUGAUACAGAUAUGGAGCACUGUGUGAGAUGUCCAGAUGAUAAGUAUGCAAACUUACAGCAAACCCACUGCCUUCAAAGGGCUGUUUCAUUUCUGGCUUAUGAAGAUCCAUUGGGUAUGGCUCUAGGCUGCAUGGCCUUGUCCUUCUCUGUCCUCACAGUUCUAAUGUUAGUCACUUUUAUAAAACACAAUGACACCCCCAUUGUGAAGGCCAAUAACCGCAUUCUCAGCUACAUCCUGCUCAUCUCCCUCAUCUUCUGUUUUCUCUGCUCACUGCUCUUCAUUGGACACCCCAACCAGGCCACCUGCAUCCUGCAGCAGACCAUAUUUGGAGUAUUUUUCACAGUGGCUAUUUCUACCGUGUUGGCCAAAACAAUAACUGUGGUCAUGGCUUUCAAGCUCACUACUCCAGGAAGAAGAAUGAGAGGGAUGCUGGCAUCAGGGGCACCUAACUUGGUCAUUCCCAUUUGUACCCUAAUCCAACUUGUUCUCUGUGGGACCUGGUUGGUAACAUUUCCUCCCUUCAUUGACAGAGAUAUACAAUCUGAACAUGGGAAGACCAUCAUUAUUUGCAACAAAGGCUCUGUCAUCGCCUUCCACUUUGUCCUGGGAUACUUAGGCUCCUUGGCUCUGGGGAGCUUCACUGUGGCUUUUCUUGCUAGAAAUCUUCCUGACAGAUUCAAUGAAGCCAAGUUCCUAACAUUCAGCAUGCUGAUGUUCUGCAGUGUCUGGAUCACCUUCCUCCCUGUCUACCACAGCACUAGGGGGAAGGUCAUGGUGGUUGUGGAGGUUUUUUCCAUCUUGGCUUCUAGUGCAGGGUUGCUAGGGUGUAUCUUUGUCCCAAAAUGUUAUGUUAUUUUAGUUAGACCAGAUUCAAAUUUUGUACAGAAGUACAAAGAUAAAUUGCAUUAUUGA